AUGACGACGCCUUCGUCGCAAGCGCUAGCCAAGCGUAGUGCCGACACCCAACUGAUGCCACCACCGCCACCGACGAAACGCAUCAAAAGACCGUCGCAAGUGGUGGAUGAAGAUGUCUAUACCGAUGCCCUCUCACACAUCAUCGCCCGCGAUUACUUCCCUGGACUGCUAGAAACGCAAGCUCAACAAGAGUACCUGCAAGCUCUGGACUCAAACAAUAAUGACUGGAUUCGAGAUGCUGGUCGCAAACUGCAUCAGGCCAUGACUCCUGGUCCUCGGUCGAGAAGAGGCACUUCUAUGGCCCCGUCAGCGACUCCACGUGGCUGGCAAGGUGCCACGCCUAUGAGAACACCGUCUGUUGCACCUACAGUUGCCUCUAGUAGCUCUGAAGCGCUCAAGCCGCCCGUCGACACGUCGCUUUCGCUAGGCGCAUUCCAGGCCAAAUACACUUCUGAAGACAACGAAUCGUUCAACUCCCUUCUUGACCGUCAGAAUCAGAAGCGCGCCGAGAAAUAUGCUUUCUUCUACCACGGGAACAAGUUGCCAUCCAAGCAACAACUGGCCCAGCAAAAGCUGUUGUCCAACACUCCCGCUUCUCAGUCCACCGCCCUUGUUACUCGCCCUUCACAGAACCUGGACGAUCGCACUGCUUCAGUUGACUCCUUCCCUAGCCGCCAAGGGCCGCGGAAUACCCUAAUGUUCGCACCAGAGGGCAUAGAGGAUACAUUCGAGACCACAUUCGAUCGCGACCAAGCUGCUUCUGUCGCUCCUCCAAAAACUGUAUCGUAUGCGUCGACACGCUUGCCCGUAGCUCCAGGCGAAGAGCAGUCUGUUCCACCUUCACCUUCAAUGUCUGCAAUUGAUGCCGCCAUCGCCGGUCGGCCACGUCCCUCAUCGACUGAUGCAGGCUACUCUGGCGCCGAAACACCUCGCGUCAAGGGAUACGCAUUCGUCGAUGCCGAACCGCUGCCUCAUGAGCUUGACCCUCCACGAGGCAUACCCGUAUCGGAUGCUCAGGCAGAUGCAGAAGAGCGCGCCUCUGCUAUGGCCUUACUUCCCGCAGCAGAUCCUGAUGCUGCGAACAACCCCUUCCAGUUGCAAGCUCAAAGUAAGAGAGAGGAGAUACAUCAUCGACUUGUCGAAAAGUCAAACGUACAAAGACGAAAACCCACAGCUGGAAGCAGGUUGAGCGCCUUGCAAGGGCAAGACGGACGCACGCCGACACCAAGAUUCACCAGCAGUCCCGCGGUAGGACGUCAAACGCCUGGAGCAAAAAUGUCUCCGGCUGCACGUCUGUUAGCUUCGAGGAUAGGAGGACGUACACCUGGGAGGACUGACACUCUCUUCGGAAGCCAACAAUCCGGCGAUAGGUCUAGUCGUGUGUGGACGCCAACCCCAAGAGUUAAGAGAUCAACGGGAUGA
This is a messenger RNA of Aureobasidium subglaciale EXF-2481, 1422 nucleotides long. RefSeq lists its product as uncharacterized. The record is from RefSeq and is a predicted model, not a curated record. The coding region runs from base 1 to 1422 and encodes 473 amino acids. NCBI's taxonomy places the organism in Eukaryota, Fungi, Ascomycota, Dothideomycetes, Dothideales, Saccotheciaceae. Gene Ontology annotation, cellular component: catalytic step 2 spliceosome. The transcript has a single exon.